AUGCCAUACCUUGAGGUGUGGAGAAUGAAUGAAGACUCUAAUGAAUCGGUCGACUCGAGCGGACCCCUCGCCAGCGCCGCAUUAAAAACAAUUAAUUUCGCGAAUAAAACAAACACUUCGGAAAGUAAUGUCAAUUCAUUGCGUAAUAGGGGUUACGAUAGUAUCGCGUCUAGUCUUCAGUCACUCUUCUCAUCAACAAAUAACCGGUACUCCAGUGAACAGCCGGUCCCACAGAACAUGUCUUCCUUACUAUCAUUUGCUGCACUCGGAAAUCACUUGAAAGGAUUCACUGACAGAAAACAAUCCAAUUCUCAUACAAACAAUUCGUGGAAAAAGAGCUCUUCGACCGCAAACUUAGGGCCCGCGCCAUGGAUUGACAAAUCCUUCUUUACAACGCCGUCCACUUCUUCAUCCCAUUCCGGAACAUUGCCAUCAAAAGUUGAUGCAUUGGGCAAAAGCACCGGACCUGUUGACUAUACCAGAUAUGUUAAGAGAUUUGUAAACGCAUCGGAUUGUGGUUUCCCCUAUUGCAAAGAACUCAACUAUAGAGAGCACUUUCAUUGCAUGGAUUGUAAUUCAAGAGUUUUUGUCAAAAAAGAGGAGAUGAUUCGCCACUUUAAAUGGCAUAAAAAACGUGAUGAAUCUCUAAUACACGGAUUCAUGCGAUACUCUCCUUGCGAUGACUGUUCCGAUAAGUUUCCAAACUGUGCUCACAAUCGAAAGCAAACUCAUUAUCAUUGUCUCAAACAAGGCUGCGAUAAGUUGGUAUCCGACUGCGCUAAUAAACACACUACAUCUGAUGUUCAAAUGCACGCCAAUUACCACAGAAAGGAUACGGCAAUUAUUCAGGAAGGCUUUCAGAGGUUUCGCGCCACUGAAGACUGUUUGCUCGAGUCGUGCGUUUUCUUCGGCCAAAGAACCACACAUUUCCACUGCAGACGAGACAACUGUAACCAUACCUUUAAGAACAAAGCAGAUAUGGAAAAACACAAGUCUUAUCACAUCAAAGACGAGCAGUUAAAUCGGGACGGAUUCAAGAAGUUUAUGAAACAUGAGAUCUGUUCGUUUGAAAGCUGCCGCUUCUCUCGCGUUUGCAAUCAUAUUCAUUGCAUACGUCCAGGGUGUUCAUAUGUCCUGCACUCAAGCGGUCAGUUAUACUCACAUAAAAGGAAACACGAAAGAAGAGAGAAUGAAUUGGCGUAUAGGAAGUUCCGUUUAGCACAGAAUAUGUUCAGAUCUCUUAAUAACGACAACAACACUAACAUAGCCUUUGGUUUCCUUGAGGCAAAAAACAUUCCUGGCUCAAAUUUUGGCUGCGAUGACGACAGUAAUAGAAGUAGUAAUGCAAUGAAUGAAGCGGAAGCACUGGCGAGUCAACUGCCUCUCACACAAAUCGGUGCAAUUCCUUUAGAAGACAUAAUCGGCGAAAUACCUGAGACUAAAUGUUUGCAAUUGUUUACAAAAUUUAAGAAAGGAGAGCAAUGUUUGACAGAGGAUUGCAAAUUGAAAGGCAAUGAACACAAUCACUGCAAAAGGUGUGAAUUCUGUGCCUCCAAUUUGAACCAACUGUUAGAACACGCGAAAACUCAUAUAACACAAGACGAGGCGACGCCUCUUAUAUUUGAAGAGUCAGAUGACGGAACCGUUUGUACUAAAGAGUGUGAAUACUAUCAAAAGGAGCGCCACUAUCACUGCAGAAUGUACGGGUGUUCGUGUGUGGUUCCCAUUAGUGACACUUCGUUCAAGAAGUUAGACCACUAUCUAAUGCAUGAACAACAGCAACGGAUUAAUGCACAAAAUGAGUUACAAUCGGCCGCCUAUUCGCAGAGUCCCCCUCCGCCGCCGCAAUCCCAACAUUUUCUCGACCAUCAACUCAUGCAACCCUUCACACAGACUUAUCCCACCGGAACAUCCAUCACAUCCAUCGAUGGACUUCCAAUACUUAAGCGAAAACGCGGUCGACCGCCGAAGAAUAAAAUCGUUGAAAUGCCUCAAACACUUUACCCCAACUUUAAAUUACCCAAAAAUGACUUAUCGUCGCCGCUAUCGAUGCCUUUAGGCAUUUCACCAUUCAAUUUGGCGGCCGCCCUCUACGGCAAUACCAAUCUCUCACUCCCGGCGUCCACCGCUCUCUCAGACAUGAUUGCCUGUCAGUCCACUGGAGACGACACCAAAACAAUUCCAAUUCCUCUUAUGCUUCCGUAUACUAAGUCUAAUAUUCAAGAAGGCUUUAUAGUGUUUGAUGAGGGCUUUCCCUGUACUGACAACUUAUGUAAAUACUUUUGUCAAAAGCACUACCACUGCUCUAAACCGCGCUGUUAUUACGUAACCAACAUAAGUGAGGCAAUAGUUACGCACUCAAAGGAAUUUCACGACAGCAUCGAUAUAAUGGAGGGAUUCGCGUACUUCGAUGGCGGCGUCGACUGCCGUAUAGCCGGUUGUGUCCACAAUAAAAUGAACCGUCACUAUCACUGCACUAGGAAUGGCUGUAAUUAUGCUUUCGUUAGAUAUACCCAAAUGAGUCCACACGAAGAGAAACACAAACGCGAGAAUAGUGUUGAGAAAACCAACCAAAUCUGUGAUCAAACAUAUUUUGCUAACAAAUCCAAAUCCAGUGCCACUGCAUCUCAGGCCAGCUCUCACUCCGACGAUGACAGAGAUUCGAUGAAAAGUCCACUCAAUCUAAACAAUAAUCAUAUGUCCAAUAAUUGCAAUAAUAAGAUGCAAACCACAGUGAAAGCGAAGGGAACAUUCUAUCCCCUCUCAUCCCUUUCCAAACGAAAAUUAAGUCAAUCUUUAACAUCAAAUACAAAAACUGACGAUGAAAGUGAUGAAGAAGACAUUGAUGACUGCGAUAGCGAUGUCCCAAACAGUGAGAUUAUGAGACGAGAGGCGCUCAAUCAUCUGCUUCAGGAUCAGUCGCCAUUCAAUCUAAAUACUCAAACAAACCGUUUGCACAGAAAAUUAUUUUCUCCAACGGAUGAAAAGCAUCAGCAGUUCUCUCCCAGUAAUGGAUGUGGACUUCCCUUCUGUAAACUUAAAAAGAGGGAUCACUUUCAUUGCAAUGUCUGUAAUCAGUUGUAA
This is a messenger RNA of Medioppia subpectinata, 3084 nucleotides long. NCBI's taxonomy places the organism in Eukaryota, Metazoa, Arthropoda, Arachnida, Sarcoptiformes, Oppiidae. The record is from the annotation of a GenBank genome assembly.